AUGCCAUGUCUGGAAGCUGUUGGAGACGAAGAACACCUUGAAGCAGUCAGACUUUGCGACCUCAUUCUAACCCUGCAGGACCCUACAGGCGGGGCUGAAUGUGAGACUGUUGUGGGUUUUUGGUUGCUAAAAACAAGAGAGAAAGUGAUGAACAGCUACGGUCAGUGAAUUGUGCUGGGUUUGUUGCCCAUUUAAGCCUUUUGUAUCAGAAGAGGACACUUUUAAAAAUUCAUAGAAAGCCAUAUUUGCUUAAUCUUUAUUAUCUGCUGCAGAGUCAGUCUUUUUUCCCUACAGAAUUGAAUUAAUCAUCAUAUAUAUGUAACUACAAGCUAUUAAAUUAUCUGCUUUGACUGACUGCAUAAUGUUAUGAAUAUAGAGCUCUUUGCUGGGUUUUAUUAGGUCAUGUUUAAUACUGUAUGUUACAGCCUUGAUUCAAUCAACAUAUGCAAUAAACAGCAAAACUUGGUUCAGUAUAGACAAUAGUACAUCAUUAAUAAACUGGAGAGGUUAAUGUGUGUGAAAAUAUAAAAAUUAAUGAAUCUUUGUAUAUUUCUCAUAUGUGAUAAUUCACACUGAUGCUUCCACAUUCACUUGUUAAAUGUAUGAGCAAAUUUGCUGCAUUAGUGAGGCUGUGCGCUGUCACCUGUAAGAGCAUGUGCAAGGGUUAACACCUGUAUUAACUGUCUCCUUACCUGUUUACACACAUACACACUAUGGGCUGUGCCAUGUGCACCCAGCUGGUGGACAUGUGGACUGUGAGGUUGAGCAGGAGCAGCCGCAGGGCGAUGGAGCUCUCCACCUACCCACAGAUGCUGCAGGGGGGUUACCACAGAGUGACGGGCCUCCACUACAUGUCCUCCUUCUCUGA
This is a messenger RNA of Xyrichtys novacula (pearly razorfish), 868 nucleotides long. The record is from the annotation of a GenBank genome assembly. Lineage: Eukaryota; Metazoa; Chordata; Actinopteri; Labriformes; Labridae.